Messenger RNA from Anarrhichthys ocellatus (wolf-eel), 4013 nucleotides. It is a transcript of the gene ubp1, whose product is annotated as upstream binding protein 1. Gene Ontology annotation, biological process: regulation of transcription by RNA polymerase II. The transcript has 16 exons. Lineage: Eukaryota; Metazoa; Chordata; Actinopteri; Perciformes; Anarhichadidae. Bases 913 to 2580 code for a protein of 555 amino acids. Gene Ontology annotation, cellular component: nucleus. Gene Ontology annotation, molecular function: DNA-binding transcription activator activity, RNA polymerase II-specific; RNA polymerase II cis-regulatory region sequence-specific DNA binding. The record is from RefSeq and is a predicted model, not a curated record.
UCCAAGGUUUCUAAUUGGCUAAUUCCCCUGCGCUGGGUACAGAAUGCCUGCCUCUGAUUGGCUGAUCGCCUCCCUUGCAUCCUUCCGGAAGGCUGUCCAGUGGCAGCGGCGAUGCGGGAGGCUUCACGGAGCGACGGUUCUUCUGUAUGCUGAGGGAGCCAUGUUGAUGCCUGGUUUUGUGUCAACCGCUGCACUUUGGAUGGUUAAAGGACUGCGUCUCGAGGCCUGGGAGCCUUAGCGGUGAUUCCAGCAUCGCUAUGAGAAGAGGAGAGCGGGUUGGGAUGGUACAGGGAGCGUCAGAGGAGAGCUGCUCUUAGGGUCACGCGAUUGAUUCGAAAGCAAAGUGAAGUUGAUGCUAGUUAGCCUGCUAGCUAGGUAGCAACAGCUGUGCGGAGUGGGAUGAGCCGUGUGGACUGAAACAAAACCCGUGUUUUCUGGUUGUUGCAUUUUGUUGGGCUGACGUUAGCUUAGAUUGCUUGAAGGCUCGUGUAACAACGGGGCUCGUGGAUUCAGCGUAAGCUUGUUGCCUUUUGUGAAAGCUAGCUAGUUGUUAGCUAACGUUAGCAUGCUGACAACCAGCUCGCAUCUUUAGUCACGACUAACGUUUGCUAGCUGAGUCGACCUUAACGUAUCGUUGCUUACAGACCAGUGGAGCACCGUGUCGUGUGUCAAAAGGUACCCCCGCCCUAAACCCCCGAGUGGAGAUAUGGCGAUACAUCCAGUCUCUGUGGAAAGCUACCGAUUCGCUCGCCCAGCUUGCACAGCAGCGGCUAACGGGCUAGCAGCGUAACUUUCCUCUCACGGAGUCGCUCUAGAAGCUGCAGAGUCCACUUCCUCGUUAGCCGACGACCUCGUACCUGAAGCAAGCUGGCGGCCCUCCGAGUAGAAGCCGAGGACAAGGAGCUGGGGCCGAUGGUCUGGGUGCUGAAGAUGGACGACGCCAGCAUAGAGUCGGGGCUGGUGCACGACUUUGAUGCCAGCCUGUCCGGCAUCGGACAGGAACUGGGGGCCGGAGCCUACAGCAUGAGCGAUGUGCUGGCUCUGCCCAUAUUCAAGCAGGAGGACUCCAGCCUUCCAUCUGAAAGCGAGACCAAAAACACCCCAUUCCAGUAUGUGCUGUGCACCGCCACCUCGCCUGCUGUCAAGCUGCACGACGAGACGCUCACAUACCUGAACCAAGGCCAGUCUUACGAGGUGCGUAUGUUGGACAACAGGAAGCCAGAAGAGCUACCGGAGCUCACCAACAAGAUGGUGAAGAGCAUCGUGCGUGUGGUGUUUCAUGACCGCCGGCUGCAGUACACAGAGCACCAGCAGCUGGAGGGCUGGAAGUGGAAUCGUCCUGGCGACCGUCUCCUUGACAUCGAUAUCCCCAUGUCAGUGGGCAUUGUGGAGCCGAAGACUCACCCCUCCCAGCUUAACGCUGCAGAGUUCCUGUGGGACAUGAACAAAAGAACUUCUGUUUUUGUGCAGGUGCACUGCAUCAGCACAGAGUUCACUCCCAGGAAGCACGGAGGAGAGAAGGGCGUCCCCUUCAGGAUCCAGUUUGACACGUUCUCCCAGGGAGACGUAGGAGAGUACACGGAGCACCUCCACUCUGCCUCCUGCCAAAUCAAAGUCUUUAAGCCAAAGGGGGCGGACCGUAAGCAAAAGACAGACCGGGAGAAGAUGGAGAAACGCACACCUCAAGAGAAGGAAAAGUACCAGCCUUCUUAUGAUACCACUAUCCUGUCAGAGACGAGGCUUGAACCCAUCAUAGAGGAUGCGGGUGACUACGAGCUGAAAAAGUCCAGCAAGCGGACACUUCCCGCUGACUGUGGCGACUCCUUGGCCAAGAGAGGCAGUUGCUCCCCGUGGCCAGACGCCUACGUCAGCCCCAACCAGGCAGCUACUCCCUCCUUCUCCUCCACCCCGCUGUCCACCUACACAACCUCCUCCUCAGUACCGGACAGUGACUCGUCCUCACCCAAUCACCAGGCAGACCCUGUUAGCCUUGGCACCCCGGAGGUCAGCCUCCAGUCUUCUCUCCUGUAUGAAUUGGUGGAAACGCUGAGCCCCACCGCCUCCAUACAGGACGCACAGAAGUGGCUGCUGAAAAAUCGCUUCAGCUCCUACGCACGACUCUUCUCUCACUUCUCAGGUUCUGAUUUGUUGAAGCUAACCCGGGACGACCUGGUCCAGAUUUGUGGGCCAGCAGAUGGGAUCAGACUCUUCAAUGCACUUAAAUCCAGGUCAGUGCGUCCCAGGUUGACGGUGUACGUCUGUCAGGAGUCCCCCCGAGAGAGCCCCCUGCUGGAGAGACACGCCAGCAAUGAAAAUGGAGAACACAGCAUUUCCCCUAGUUUACACGUGUAUCAUGCUCUGUACCUAGAGGACCUCACAGCUGCAGAACUGAUCCGCAAGAUGGCGUGUGUGUGCUGCCUUCCACUGGGAACCAUCAACCAGGUGUACAGACAGGGUCCUACAGGCAUACACAUCCUGCUCAGUGACCAGAUGGUUUACAACUUGCCUGACGAGAGCUGUUUUUUGAUCAGCACUGUCAAAGAUGAACUUGGUGAAGGACUCCAUCUAAUCCUGAAGUAGUGAGGAGGACAGAUGGCAUCACUAAUACUCCACCCUCUGUUUUGGAGCAGAAGCCUCCCUCUGUCCCUCUCUGCCUCCCUCUCUACUCCUUCCUCGCACUUCCUCCCGUUCUCUCUGAACGAUCGCUCGAUGGGAAGCAGUCAGACUGCGCUAAAGCCUAAAGCCAUGUAAAUGUUAGAAUCUGACAUGGGUGUGUCCACUGUUUCAUAUUGAAAACACUAUUAAUGGAGCUGUUCAGUUAAAAGAGGAGAGACGGGGGUGGGACGGGGAUAUGGUGUUCGGGGAAAGAUAAUGAUGUAUGUAUUUUGAUUUUAUUAUUUUAUUUUUUUGUCUUUUUAUAUGGUUUCCAUGGGGGGAGGGGGGGGCUCCAGGAGAGAGGGGCGAGUGACGUUCUGGCCGACAGGAGAAGGAAAGAAAGCAGAGUUUCCUUGUCGCUCGUUUCCCUUCUUACAUGACGCGCUCAACCAGCACGAGGCCAGUAUUUUGAUAACCUGUAUGCCGAACAGCAUGCGAUCUCAACAUACUAACCCGCUUCAAUGAGGGGGUUGGCUUAAUAAACCAUUUAUUGAUCAGCUCAGCUUGGUGACCCCCUGAAAUGUCCAGGCUAAAUUUGUGUGUUUUGACACCAACAGUAAUUAGUUUCUUCUUGUCAGACGGACUGAUUACAUUAAUUAUUGUCACAUAGUCGUGAAUUUAGACUUCCUGCCAUAUCUCUCUGUCUGUUGACAUGACACUCUGAGCUCAACUCUCUUCACGUUCGUCCUGUUCAGCCUGCGCUUUUACCGUUUUUUUUAGUUGAUGCUUUAUUUAAGGGUCAGCUGUUUCUAUUGACUUGUUUCUGGUGCCAUGACGGCUCUUUAGCGCGAUCUUUUACUCACUUUCACAAACACAGUGCACAUGCACCUCAUCUUUGACUCCUCUGCUCUCUGUGCUGACUUUGAAACACUGGUUUAGAGGAGUGCGCUUUACGCCUUCUGGGAUUUUGGCCAUAAAAAUGUAGAAAAAGAGGAAUAAACCUGUUUAGAAGACUGACAUGCAGAGCAUUAAAGCCUAUCCAAAAACCUUCUAUAAUGUGGACCAAACGGGUUUUAGAUUGAUAGGCUUUUAUUUAUUUUCUUUGGAGGAAAAGCCUCAUUGGCUCUGUACAUCUUGGUCAUUAGAAGCAUUCAUAGAAUUGAUCCGAUGGAGAAUGAAACCCUUGUGCGCUGCAUGUACAUAGUAAUGAACACUCCCUUCCAGGAUCAUGCCCUGCGAGAAACAACCCAUCACACAGCGGGCUGGUGGAAAAGUAUCACAGCGGUGGCCUGGUUUUAAUAGUCUUAUCCUGUAGACUAGAAAAUCACGGCAGCUCCUCAUCCAUCUUCAGAACCCUGUUUUUAAUGUAGCUGAACACAGGAAGUGCAGGUCAUGUUUUUUCGAGCUCCCUUUGAAAA